This is a messenger RNA of Frieseomelitta varia, 1008 nucleotides long. RefSeq lists its product as uncharacterized. The transcript has 4 exons. Gene Ontology annotation, cellular component: Shu complex. Bases 213 to 860 code for a protein of 215 amino acids. Gene Ontology annotation, biological process: double-strand break repair via homologous recombination. Gene Ontology annotation, molecular function: single-stranded DNA binding. The record is from RefSeq and is a predicted model, not a curated record. NCBI's taxonomy places the organism in Eukaryota, Metazoa, Arthropoda, Insecta, Hymenoptera, Apidae.
CACCGUUAGUGUUUCGAUGAAGCUUGCUUUGAAAAACAUAUAUAAGUUACUGUUUGACAAAACACAUUUCAAUAAGUUCUUAUACAUUUAUAAAUUUGCUUCAGAUACUUUCGUCACUUGGGACGGAUGUCCCAUGAUUAUUGAAAAAAAGAGAAAGAAAUCGUAUUUAUUAUAUAACCUACAUACAAUUGGAAGAUUGAAGCAAAGUAGAUAUGUUCUCAGCGAAGUCUAACGUGAAAUCAACGUUACUUUACGGGCCAGCUGAAUUGAGUAAAUCUUUUAUGUUUGAGGCAGCAAUUUACUGGGCCGAGGAAGGACGUUGCGUCGUUUACAUUACACCGGCCCCGUUGGAGGAACUGCCAGCAGCCUGCCAUGAUAGAAGUAAUCCAGCACCCAUCGCUUUCAAGCUGAUGAGAUUUAUGUACUUGGCUGACUAUGAGGCUCUCGUAAAUCGACUUGUCGAGCUGCACACCUUCGUCAGUUUGCCUUCUGUGCUUUUGAUCGAUAACUUCGACGCUUAUAUCAACUAUAAAGAAAGUGAGGUGUCGCAAGAUGUACAUUUUGCCAGAACGUGUUCACUAAUUCUCGACACAAUGAAUUCUUGCGCGCGAAUCCUGAAGACCGACGUAUAUGUAUGCGCCUGGUCCUUUUCCGCGAUGGAAGAUAUUUGCCCAUACACGAUAUACUUUACCAACAUUUGGAAUGUAACAAACGAAGAAGAAAGUAAAACGAUACUGGUACAAAAAUACACGCAAACCGUUCCUACCGAGCAGUGUCCAAUCUAUAGAUACUGUAAACUUGAAGAUGGAACGAGGGUGUUAAAACAAAUUUUGUAUGAAGCUGCGGAGGAUCAAUCUUAGAAGUUCAUUUUAGAAUCACAGUUUUCGAAGUACAGUGCUUUCGGGAAGGAUAUUUUCAAAUGUAAAUGGAGUUAGUAGGAUAGAAGAAACAAUAUUACAAGAGCUUCAAUUAUUUUAAUAUAUCGAAAUGAUGCAUCGAAAAACAUUU